GGCGACGUAGCGCGAUGGGAAGUCGACUCCGGGAGCGAGCACUGGCGGAAGCUACUUAGGAAGCGCGGUCCCCGAGAGUGUGCGGGUCACAGACUGGCAGCGACGGAGGAAAAAGGCUUUGGCCAGAAAGAGAGCCCGGAGACUUCUGGGACAUGGAGUCUCGUUGGGCUGGGAAGCGUGUGCGCAUGACCGAAAGUGACGCUAUUUAGGCGCGUCCCCUGUGGCGCCGGAGCAGUACCUGGCGUGUGGCAGCCCCUGGGGUCGCGGUUUCUCCGCUCGCGCCGGCACCGGCGCCGGGUGGCACCCGCCGGUAGCCGGCGGUGGCUUUUCACGCCGUGCUCUGGUCGAGACCGAGCUGUCGGCUGCGCCUGGGACUCCCUGGCCGCGACCUGGCUGUGCCUGGGAGACUGCGAGCGACCCGGCCGGACAGGCCCCACCGGAGCUGCCAGCACCGCGGGCUCAGACCGGCCUCUGCGGGGAGAGGCCGCGGAGAAGAGGAGUCCGCGGGCAGAGCAGGCCUGCAGAGCGGGGCUGGGCUGCCGUGAAGCCACGCUGACGCCCGGGGAACUGCUGGAAGGCGGGGUCCCGUACUGAGACCACGGGGCUGGAGGAAGGUGAGAACAAUGAGACCUAGAGCGGUUCCGUGAUUCGCACGCUGCUGGUAAGUGCUGGAUCUGGGGUCCCUGAGGGCCUACUGUCCUCUGGCGCCUCCUGUGUCUGACUGCACUGGCGGGAGUUCCCAGAAGCACCUUCUCCGGGCCCUACCACCACUUCCCAAGGGGAAGGCACAGGACAGGAAGGAAUGGUGGCUGCUGUCCUCCGAGGUGGGCCACAGAGACCCGCGCCCUUCGGCGAUGUGACGGUAGCUCUCACCCACAAAGAGCGGGGGCGCCCGGUCCCUGCUCCAGGGCCCGGGUCCCAGGAGGAGACGCCAGAACAGUCCAGGAACUCGGUCCUGCUGGGACUUCCAGCUUCCCAGCCUGGCAUGAACUCCCAGUUAGAGCAAAGGGAAAGCCCGUGGAUGCUGCGGGGAGAAGGCCCAAGGAGCUCCUGUCCAGACUGGAAGACGGUGUCUGAACCACUGCCAGAGCAGAAUGUUUGUGACGAAGCAUCCCAAGACACACGGGCAGAGUUGCCCGCCGGGGAGCCCCACCUUAGGACCUGUGAACUGGGGAGGAGCCUCAGCCCGAGACCAGUCCUUUCCCCACAGCACCGAGUUCCCACGGAAGGGAGGCCCCAUAAACGUGCAGCACGCACAAAGAGCUUCGGAAAGAACUCAGACGUAAUCAGAUCUCACGGAGCGAAACCGUACACGUGUGACGAGUGUGGCAAAGCCUUCAGUUACUGCUCUUCCCUCUCGCAGCACCAGAAGAGCCACACAGGGGAGAAGCCGUACGAGUGCAGUGCAUGCGGGAAGGCCUUCAGCCAGAGCUCCUCGCUCAUCCAGCACCAGAGGAUCCACACCGGGGAGAAGCCCUACAAGUGCAGCGAGUGCGGAAGGGCCUUCAGCCAGAACGCGAACCUCACCAAGCACCAGCGAACGCACACCGGCGAGAAGCCCUACACAUGCGCGGAGUGCGGGAAGGCCUUCAGCGACUGCUCGGCCCUCGUGCAGCACCAGAGGAUCCACACCGGGGAGAAGCCCUACGAGUGCGGCGACUGCGGGAAGGCCUUCCGCCACAGCGCCAACCUCACCAACCACCAGCGGACCCACACAGGGGAGAAGCCCUACCAGUGCAGCGAGUGCGGCAAGGCCUUCAGUUACUGCGCCGCGUUCAUCCAGCACCAGCGGAUCCACACGGGCGAGAAGCCCUACAAGUGCGGCGCGUGCGGGAAGGCCUUCAGCCAGAGCGCAAACCUCACCAACCACCAGAGGACUCACACCGGGGAGAAGCCCUACCAGUGCGGCGAGUGCGGGAAGGCCUUCAGCCAAAGUACAAACCUUAUAAUCCACCAGAAGACCCACACUGGGGAGAAGCCGUAUAAAUGUAACGAAUGCGGGAAACUCUUCAGCGAGAGCUCAGCCCUCAUCCGGCAUCACAUCAUUCACACGGGGGAAAAACCCUACGAGUGCGGCGAGUGCGGCAGAGCGUUCAACCAGAGCUCGUCCCUCAGCCAGCACCAGAGGAUUCACACGGGCGUGAAGCCCUACGAGUGCAGGGAGUGCGGGAAAGCCUUCAGAUGCAGCUCUGCCUUCAUCCGGCACCAGCGCCUCCAUGCGGGGGAGUAACCGGAGCAGGGCCAGCAUGGACAGGGACCAGACGGGGUUUGGAAACCUUGGGUUUUCAAUGUGUAUCAGAGCCACAUGCUUCUGUACCUUUGAGUCACUAUUUUAUAGGGAAGGUCUCAGCUUUUCUCAGCACCUCCUGUAAGCUUAAACAAUCCACGUCAAACUCCUAGUUACCAGCUCAGUGGGCCAAAGUGCUUUUCACGUUAGCAAGCACCCCAGAACCCUGGGCUCUCCCCUUGAGGACUGCUGUUGCAGGAGAACGAAUACUGGCCAGGGAGGAGUGCUUCUCUAUUAUGGGGUCAGGAUCUGACCUGGGGGAGUGAAUUCAAGUGAGAAAGGGAUCCUAGAGCCAACAAUCACUGAGCACUAAAAUCUCACUGGGGGUGGCGGGCAAGGGAAAACCUACACAGCUGCUUACAUCUCUCCACAAGGCCCUCCCUUUCUGUGGAGACCCUCGCAGGGAGGGACAACUGAUGCCAGUCCUGUGCUGUCCCUGGGCCAGAGGCAGGCGGGUCAUCUUCACUUCUUCCCCCUCACUG
This is a messenger RNA of Phyllostomus discolor (pale spear-nosed bat), 2769 nucleotides long. RefSeq names its product zinc finger protein 79 (gene ZNF79). NCBI's taxonomy places the organism in Eukaryota, Metazoa, Chordata, Mammalia, Chiroptera, Phyllostomidae. Bases 803 to 2230 code for a protein of 475 amino acids. The record is from RefSeq and is a predicted model, not a curated record. Gene Ontology annotation, molecular function: RNA polymerase II cis-regulatory region sequence-specific DNA binding; DNA-binding transcription factor activity, RNA polymerase II-specific. The transcript is spliced from 6 exons. Gene Ontology annotation, biological process: regulation of transcription by RNA polymerase II.